AUGGCUGAGCCAAAAGUGGCGCUACAAAUCUCCCCUCCGCAAGAGCUUGUGUUCCAGGGUCCUUUUACCGAUGUCGUUACUUCUCCGCUGCGGCUGAUGAAUCGUGGCACCCAGCCGAUUUGUUUCAAGGUGAAGACUACCGCCCCAAAGCAGUAUUGCGUUCGGCCCAACUCUGGGAUCGUAGCACCAGGCCACACUUUCGAGACUCUGGGCACGCAGGAAGAGACUCCGGCGUCGAUCAAAUACAUUCAGAAUUCUACGACUAAAUCGGUUCACCAUACGCCACCGGGCAUCCAGACGUCCAGCCACGUGACCAAUCUUCGUUCUGGCAACGAUGACGAAUUCGCACGCAUGCAACAGAAGGCACAGAAAGCCGAGAAUGAGCUUACGGCCGUCAGGAAGGAUUUGGAUGACAUCAUGAAGGCCAUCCUUAUUACCGUCGCCGGACUCCUCAUCGGUCUGAUCCUCGGCAAACUCAUG
Molecule: messenger RNA, 480 nt
Organism: Mesorhabditis spiculigera
Lineage: Eukaryota; Metazoa; Nematoda; Chromadorea; Rhabditida; Rhabditidae
Source: the annotation of a GenBank genome assembly